Lepus europaeus (European hare) is the source of this 2385-nucleotide messenger RNA. RefSeq names its product insulin receptor substrate 1-like. Gene Ontology annotation, molecular function: phosphatidylinositol 3-kinase binding; insulin receptor binding. The coding region runs from base 216 to 1736 and encodes 506 amino acids. NCBI's taxonomy places the organism in Eukaryota, Metazoa, Chordata, Mammalia, Lagomorpha, Leporidae. Gene Ontology annotation, biological process: insulin receptor signaling pathway. The record is from RefSeq and is a predicted model, not a curated record. Gene Ontology annotation, cellular component: plasma membrane; cytosol. The transcript is spliced from 2 exons.
GGUCGGCCGAGGGAGGGGUGGGACGGGAGGCGGCGGCGGGUGGAGCUAAGGAGGCCUUAGGAGACCCGGGUGUCCCAGGAAGCCCGGCAGCCACCCGGGCACACUCAGUGCGCAGACCCCUUGCCCCACACUUGGAGUCGGGAGCCGGAGAGAAACGCUGGGAACUGAGACAGGUCGCAGCUGCCGGGUGGCCGCUGCCCCUCCUCUGGCCCGGGAUGACGCCCGGAGGCGGCGGCGGCCCCACGGCCACCCCGGAGCCCCAGUCGGUCGACGUGCCCCUUGGCCCGCCGCUGCCCUGGGCUUGCCCGGCCGACGUGCGGCUCUGCGGCUACCUGCGGAAGCAGAAGUCCCAGCGCCGCCGCUUCUUCGCGCUGCGCACGGACCCGGCGCGCCUCGAGUGCUACGAGAGCGAGGAGAAGUUCCGCGCAGGCUUCGGGGGCCCCGCGCGCCCGCGGCGCAGCGUGAGCCUGGCAGGAGCGUGCACCAUCAGCAAGCGCGCGGAUGCGCGCCAGCGCCACUUGAUCGUGCUCUACACGCGCGACAGCAGCCUGGGCGUGGCGGCGGCCAGCGAGGCUGAGCAGCAGGCGUGGUACAGCGCCCUGCUCGAGGUGCGCGCCGGCGCCGGUCCCAGCUCCCACGAGGACCCCGAGACCUGGUUCCUCGCUCCGUUCCAGGACGUCUGGCCCGUGACGCUGCGACCCAAAGGGCUGGGGCGGACACGAGGCCUGGGCAGCGGACGCUACCGCCUGUGUCUGGGUUCGGGGGCCCUGAGCCUGCUGCGGAAGCCUCGGGAGAGAGGCUCCCGGGACCCCCGGGCCUCCCCGCCGCCCGCCCUGCGCCUGUCCCUGCUCAGCGUGCGCCGCUGCGGCCACGCUGACUCUUUCUUCUUCCUGGAACUCGGCCGCUCGGCGCCCACGGGUCCUGGGGAGCUCUGGCUGCAGGCGCCCGACGCCGUGGUGGCCCAAAGCAUUCACGAGACGGUCCUGGCCGCCAUGAAGCGACUCGGGGGCAGUGCUGCGGGGGGCAGGGCUGAGCCACUGCCCAGAGAUUCCCCGACGAGCGCCUCCAGACCGCCUAUCUCCCGUCCUUUCGAGACCCCGGGCUCCCCUGCCCAGUCAAGCGGCCUGGGCCAUCGGGAGUGCCUGGAUGAGAGAGUGGAGCAGACAACUCUCAAGACCCUGGCGAGGCCAGGGACGGCGGCCUCCUACCCCAAGGGCUUAGAUCCGGGCAGGGAUUACAUAAGCAUGCGGGCAGGGAGGGACUACGAGCCCAUGGCGGGCGGCGAGGCCGGCAGCUACGUGGUGAUGGCGCCCCCAGGCCUCCAACAGGCCACCAACAGCGAUGCUACCGGCCAGCCGCUCCAGGACCAGGGAGGCCCCGAAUACGUGCCCAUGAACCGCUUUCCUCCAGAGUCCGUUCCUUCUGGCGCGCUGCCCCAUUCCCGCAAGUCCGGGGCUGGGAAGCCGGGAUCCAGGCUCCCAGCUGCUCAUCAAGGCAUGGGGGGGAGCGGGGGCCCCGCAGGGGCUCAGCCGUGUUCGCUGCCGCCCUCAGAGCCGGCCGGGCAGUCCGCGUGCGUGCGGUAUUCGGCCUCCGGUGAUGCCCGAGUGGCUAGUGCCAGGCCAGAGUCCCGCGACGCCUGCCUCAACUAUGUCGACCUGGACCUGGUGCCACCCCUAGCGGCGCGAGGGGGCGCCCCUAGGGCCGGCCCCCACAGCUAUGCGUGCAUAGAAUUCUAGAAUUUUCAGGAGGCCACAGUGAGGAGACACUGGCACCAGCCCUGCCCAGUCUCGCCGACAGGUGGGGGGCAGGGCAUGGGGAAAAAGAACAAAGUUGCUAACGACCUCCUGCUCUGCGUCCAGACCCUCCCCCCACGCCACUGCCUCUGUCCUGGGCUGCUGUUCCUUCCAGCCAUGGCGCCUAAGAAAUCCUCAGGAGGAGGUUGGUUCCCCAAGAAGCUGGAGUCUUUUGAAGGAGAACAUUCUAGAACCCUAAUUCCACUGCCCCAGCUGCAAACUUGGCUUUCUGAGCUGGAGCUGUGGCCCUGUUUCUGCACAGUCUGCCCAGAAUCACUGGGGACCUCACCUGGGGACCUCACCCAUGGGCGACGCCUCCCAUAGGAACCUGCCUGCCCACCCCCAACACCUGCAGCUCUUUCUUCUGAGCCAACCCCCACCCCCGCGCCCCUGCCCACGCCCAGGGGUCCCAGCACCACAGUGACAGGAACACCCAGGGGUCUCACACUAGUGUGCCCCCAGAAGCGGGGUGUCCCCUUACUGUCCUAGUGCAGGCCGUGGCCUCACACAAUGGUUCUCCUAGCCAGCCUGUACUGGGGACCACCCACCCACCUGCCCACUCAUUAAAAGCACCCUGCUUGCUCAGCCUAGA